Gastrolobium bilobum is the source of this 1299-nucleotide messenger RNA. RefSeq names its product abscisic acid receptor PYL9-like. The transcript is spliced from 3 exons. Gene Ontology annotation, biological process: abscisic acid-activated signaling pathway. Lineage: Eukaryota; Viridiplantae; Streptophyta; Magnoliopsida; Fabales; Fabaceae. Bases 191 to 745 code for a protein of 184 amino acids. Gene Ontology annotation, cellular component: cytoplasm; nucleus. Gene Ontology annotation, molecular function: signaling receptor activity; abscisic acid binding; protein phosphatase inhibitor activity. The record is from RefSeq and is a predicted model, not a curated record.
GACAUAAUAAAAAUAAAAGGUUGUGGGUGUUGGGUUCAACUUCAUGUGUUUUUGAUACUAUACAAUAUUAAUAUUAUACCACCGCCUCUCUCUGUUUAUCUGUAAGGAAACCACCAAAUCUUAUCACCUUGUGUGGUUGUCACUGCCACAUACAUCUCUCGUAGUUGUAACUUGUAAGCAGAGAAGAGAGAUGAACGGUGUUAUUGAUUUAGACAUGGAAAGUGAGUACGUAAGGAGGCAUCACAGACAUGAACCCAGGGACAACCAGUGCACUUCCGUCCUCGUCAAGCACAUAAGAGCCCCUGUCCCCCUCGUGUGGUCGCUGGUUAGAAGAUUUGAUGAGCCCCAGAAAUAUAAACCCUUUGUUAGCAGGUGCAUCGUUCAAGGGGAUCUUGGUAUUGGUAGCGUUAGACAAGUUAAUGUUAAAUCUGGCCUUCCUGCUACAACCAGCACUGAGAGGUUGGAACAACUUGAUGAUGUCCAACACAUUCUUCGUAUCAAGAUACUCGGUGGUGAUCAUAGGCUCAAGAACUAUUCUUCCAUAAUCACCGUGCAUCCAGAGGUCAUUGAGGGAAGACCUGGAACAAUGGUGAUUGAAUCGUUUGUGGUGGAUGUGCCUGAUGGGAACACCAGGGAUGAAACUUGUUACUUUGUGCAGGCUUUGAUAAGGUGCAACCUAACCUCCUUGGCUAAUGUUUCUGAGAGGAUGGCCGUGCAGGGUCGAUCUGAUUUCAUCAACCAUUAGCUAUGUUAAGGGGAGGAUGAAGUUUGGUUGAUAUACACAAUUUAUGAUCCCUGUUCGGGUUUGGAUAUUGGUUGAUGUGUUCCUUUCAUUCUCUGAAUUUUUGGAGACCUUUCCCCUAUCCACCGUUCUGCAUUUGUAGCUGUGCGUUCCUCUUUAGAACAUAUAAUUUUCUCUUCUUCAGUUUUUGUAAGAUGAGAUUCUAGGCGUCAUGAGCACUUUGGAUGGGGGAUGCGAAAGUUGUCUUCCUGGGUUUUGUGUAUGGUGGUGUGUUACUACGGUUUUUUUUUUUGAAAAUAUUAUUGUUGGAAAAAGACAAUUUCUGCAGCCUUUCCCGUUUCAUUUUAGUAGCAAGAUGCUGGCAGGAGAGGCCCCCAAUAGUGGAUACUGCCUUGACGUUUUUGUGUAAGUAGUGUGGUUUUUUGUUAGUUAUGUAUUUUAUAUUUUCCUUGCUUAGGGUUUAUGUUUAGAACACUCAAUUAAAUUGACUAUGUGACUGGUCCCUGGGAUAUGUGAUGCACCUUAUUUUUAGGAACUUCGAAGAUAUGCUAUUUCUA